AUGGUUUUUGGGAAAUCAAAAAAGAGUGCCUAUCCUGGUGAGGAGCCAACACAGUAUGUAACGGACAGAUCAAAUAGUGAUGGUUCAAACACAGCAAAGGACAGUGGCAGAGGCAAAAUAAUGGGUGUCUUUUCCUUUUGUAAAGUUUUCACAUUUGCUCUCCUUUUGUGGCUAGUACAGUGUUUCAGCAUGUACUCCGGCGCGUCCAUGAAGGGUCAAUACAACAUGGGCAGAGCAGCUGCUGUAAGACCCAGUAGACUAUUAGGAGAACCAAUCAUCGAAUUCGACACAGUGUUCGAUCUGUAUCAGAAAAGCUUUUUAGACAAAAUGGGAUGCGAUAGCAACCAGAAGGACCAAAUUAGAACUAUGAUGAAAUCAUAUUUCGAUAAAAUCGAUUUGGGAGCCUUGGCUCAACAAUUUCAACAAAACCCUUGUAGCAUGUUGCAGUGUCCACCAGGAAUGCCUGGAAUGUUUCCACCUAUGAAACCAGGUACAUGCCCCCCAGGUUUUCCAGGAAUGUGCUCACCUGCAUUCCCCGGAAUGUGCGGACCUUCCAAUGUUUCCAUGUUGCAAGGAUCAAAUCCAAAUGCGAGUAAAAAUGCAGACCCAGAAAAGAAGGAAGGUGAAGAGGGCACUUCAAAUGAUGGUGAUAAUCAAGAAACAAAAAAAGCACAAGGUGGAAAAAGAGAAGAUGAACAAAAAACACAGAUGAUAAUCCCAUUUGAUAAUAGUAACAAUAGCCCUGUUUUACAUUAUUUGAACUUUUUCAAUUUCUUGUGGUCCACUUCCUUCAUUAUCAUGAGCUCAAUUAUAUCAGCAUGCUUCGGACAGUUUCAACUUACUAUGGGUUUAUUUUCCGUAUUAUUUUUGAAAGGAUUUAAUUUUGUCUGGACCCUCAAAAAAAUGCACGAUAUGUUUUUCCCAAAAAAGAAAUAA
Messenger RNA from Plasmodium cynomolgi strain B, 936 nucleotides. RefSeq names its product Pv-fam-h protein. The record is from RefSeq and is a predicted model, not a curated record. The coding region runs from base 1 to 936 and encodes 311 amino acids. Lineage: Eukaryota; Apicomplexa; Aconoidasida; Haemosporida; Plasmodiidae. The transcript is spliced from 2 exons.